UCAAACAAAAUGAAGACGCGUGAUUUUGUGGAACUUAAAACCUUUGUUAUGUUACAUAUAUGUUGGGUGCAAUUUUAUUUGGAUUCAUUAAAAAUUAAAAUUUUAAUAGAGCCUAAUGGGCAUGUUUGAUCCAACCUAAGAGGAUUACAUUACGGUUGGUGCAUACUUUCUAGUAGACAUACCUGUUUAUGCUUUAUAGUAUUGUUUAUUGACCUAAUCUUUGUGUUCUCCCAUCUUCAAGUGACUUCAAUUUUUUCAGCUAUAAUUAAACCAACAUCUAGGCUUUAGAGGGUUCAAAACGUAGACUUGACGUAAAUGCUUGUUUCUCUACGUUUUCUCAUUUGAAAUUCUGGUUUUACAGAAUAUCCUGAUCCUGAAUCACUAGACAUUGUGUUGGCUGAGGGAAUCUGCACGAAAUAGUGGAUCUAGUGUUGAUUUGAGAACUGGUCCUUCAACAAAUUCAGAUGAAAGAUAACAAUGCAACUCAGAAAAGAAGCAAGUAUCCUCCUCUUCACCCUUUUCGUUAGAGUUUACAUCACAAGAUCACUUUCACUUUAUGCCUAAUGCAAUAACCACUAUGCCAAUCCUAGAUCUAUAAGUGCAACCUCUCUUCCUAUACAUGACCAAGCAUACUUACAGUCCGAAAGGCAACACAUGCAAUCAUUGAGAGAAAACGGAGAUAGAAGCCCAAUUAAUAACCAUUUGGAAGCACAUUUUGCUAACCCUUUUGGUGAAGCUCAUCCUUCUCAAUUCGGGAAUAACUCAGCCACUACUCCAUCAUCACAAAACCCCUUUCUACAUAUGAGUGAUGCCACCAACACCACACAUGUGGGUGCAACUGAAUCUAAAACUUUUCGUGACCAUCUACCUUCAUUGCCAAAUGGGGACAUGACUAAGAAUAGUCCCAGUACAUAUCCUGUUGAUGAUAUGCUAGGUGGCCUCCAUUCACAAUUGGCACCAUCCAAAUAUGAAUCAUCACCAGGAAAUCCCUUUGAAGUGCCAACAAGUACAACCAGAAAGGAGACCCCAGGACGGGCAUCUGUUUCAUGGAAAGUUGAUGAACGUCAUCAUGAUCAUGGCAAUGAAUCACAUCACACACUUCUAUCCAUGGAACAAGGACAUCAUAACGUGGCUAGUAGCAAUUUGGGAACAGAUAAGAAUUUAGGUUCAUCAGUGUCAUCAUUUUCUCCAGCUUUUGAAUCUUCUACUCAAGACUCCAAGCAUAAUUCUGUAAAUGCUUCCACUAAAUCACCUUCAAAAUUGGGAAAGGAUUUGCUGUUAGCUUCAGAAUCUAGUGAUGAUGACAUCCCAGUCAGCUCUUUUCCUAAGAAUGGACAACAACCUAGUGAUGUUGCAGGACAACACUCAUCAGUUGCAGUUGUUCCUGGCACCAACAAUGGAUCAGAAAAACAAAGUCCUCCAAUUCAGGUAAUGGAGCGUCCGGAGAAUCCUGCUACCUCUUCCAAGUACAGGUUUCCAUCACAUGUGUUUUCUAGACACAAAUCAAACACCCAAUGGAGCACUGCCUCUAAUGAAUCUUUGUUCAGCAUUCAAAUGGGAAAUAUCAGUUUCUCUAGUGAGAUGGCUGGGUUGGGUAAAUCUGGUGAGUUUGAUAAGCCUGGUGACACACAUUCGUCUAGUGCUCUUCCAAAUAAUCAGCCCCCACUCCCACUCCCACCCCAACCUCAAGCAUCAGCCACAAAAUUCAAUGACAUCAGUGAAAGCACUGCUAAACAACAUGAAGGUUCAAAAGUGACUGAAGAAAAAGCUGCUGAGACAAUGAGAGAGGUUAUAAUGGAAAACAAUCAAAACAAACAGAAUACAAGUAAAGGGGAUUUGACAGUUGCGGGUGAGGAAACAGAUAGGCUUUCAAAUUUUAAUGACCAUUCUCACCAUUCAGAUGGGAGCACAAAAUCUUAUGCAUUUAGAGCGUAAGCACUGGCCAUUAACUGCUUUUAUAAUGCAUGCUUAUUUUAGUAACCACUCUAUUUAAUAUAUCAUAUAAGUAGGUGAUUUUGGAAACUGAUUCUGGUAUAUUUUUGUUUAUAUCAAUGUGAAUAUUUUUGACAUGGCAGGUGUAAAAUUUAGCCCAUGUAUAUUCAUACUAAAAGAUUCAGAACUUUAAGCACAUGAUAUAGGGAACAUGAAUAUGAAAAAUGAAUUGAGAAGUAAAUCUUACUAUCAAGAGAAUAAAAGUACUUGGAUGAUGAUGCUUCUUUGUCGUGAUUAAAGCUAUGUUUUAUGCUAAGUUUCUUGAGCAAAUAGUUGAACUGUUUUUGUGAUGUGAAGAUUGACAGAGGGACACAAACCUCUUUCAUCAAAGCAUGGUGAAGAGAAGAGCAAGGAGCAGCACCAGCCAGAGCAGCAGACCCUUAUAGUAACACCAGAUGCAGCUCAGAACCCCAAGUCAACCCCAAAUGCUUCUCAGAACAAAUGGCUAUGUUGCUUUACAUGCUGUAGUUAGAACACAUUAGGCAACCGUCUAAUCACGGUCUCUCUUGGCUUGUGCCAAAACCAUUUUGCUGUCUCUAUUACCGUUUGAUAGUUUAGUGUUGUGCACAUGCACGCAUGCUAGCUCUAACUGGUUAGUUUUUAUUCAUCUUUUGCCAUUUUAAACCCUUACAUAUAUAGUUUGGAAAUCAGAGACAAAUUUUCUUGUAAACAAUGUAUCAUUAUAGGUUAGCCUGAUAGCACUGUUGGUAGAUGUAUCAUCAACAGAAGCAAACAAGGGUCCAGCGAUUUUGCAGCAAGUUUUUUUUUAGAUGGCAAACUAAAACUCUUGCAUUAGUGCGCAAGCUCGCACUAAUUUUCUGUGGCACGUUAAUAAUAACAGUGGUUUGAUUAUUAUAUUAUUCCAUUGUGAUUUGGCAUGUUCACAGAAAUGUAGUCAAGUAGCUGAAAGUGUCUGAUAGAAGAUACAUAUAAUGUGAUAAUUGAAUGAAGAGGAGCCAAUUUAUAAGUGGUAAUGAAAUUGAGUUUUAGGAAAUCAAUUGAACUAUAAAACUACUAGUACUGUGUCUCGUUAUUUACUGUUUUGAGGGUUAAAAAGUAAGAAAUAUGUAUAGAAAAAUCAUUUCUGACAAGAUUGUCAUUGUCAACCCAAGAGGUGUCUACACCUAGUGAGAAAGAAGAAUAAAAGAGAGAAGUGAUAUAUUUGAUAGGUGAUGUGAUAUAACAGAAAGAGACAGAGAGAGAAAUGAGAGGUGGUAAAAGAGUGGCUUUUUCCCCUUUUGGGGUUAAUUUUAAAAAAAUUAUCAAAAUAGGGCUUUAUCGAAACAAAUUCCCGGUCUAGAGUUGGCGGGUGACGUGGCAAGAGAAUCGUCCAGAACAAGGAUGACACCAAAAAGAAAAAUCAUCCAAUUAACAGACGACACACG
Molecule: messenger RNA, 3377 nt
Organism: Abrus precatorius (Indian licorice)
Lineage: Eukaryota; Viridiplantae; Streptophyta; Magnoliopsida; Fabales; Fabaceae
Exons: 1
Coding region: 655-1935 (426 amino acids)
Source: RefSeq, a predicted model, not a curated record